Messenger RNA from Myodes glareolus (Bank vole), 10021 nucleotides. Lineage: Eukaryota; Metazoa; Chordata; Mammalia; Rodentia; Cricetidae. The record is from RefSeq and is a predicted model, not a curated record.
GGUUCCGCGUUUCUAAGGAACCCCAGGCCGGCGGGGAGCCACGGCCUGGAGAGGGUGUCCCGCGGGGGGUACACACAGUAGGCUCUCUUGCGCACAGUAGGCCUCGGGCAGCAUUUCUCUCGGCCGUUUCUGCCUCCCUGGCUGAAUUCGUUUGCGAUAACUGGGGCCGAUUUCUUCUUCGGGAAGGAGAAGUGCACAGUUUUACAGCGGGCGAAGUGAUGGGGAAAAUGUCACCCACACCGUCGCCUCCCCUCAGCCUGGCGCUUAGUGGGGGCCCCUCCUCCAGCGCGAGGAGGAGGAAACAGGCAUCCAUUGCCACCACGUUCUUUUGAGAUGGGAUGGGGGUCAUCGGGUUGAGAGGCGCAGAGCUCAGCUGUGAAAACCAGGGUUUAGUCUCAGUCUUGGGAACUACCUGCCCCGGAGUCCCAGCGUUUGUGGUCCCGAAGCAGCCCCGGGCAGUUUGUGCAGUCAAGCUGGCUGGGAAAGGACCCUGCUUGGGCGCUGGGAAGGCGGUGCCUGUCUGGGACGCAAUGGAAGAUGGAGUUUUGGCGUUAAAUGAUGAUGACCUUGACGAUGACUGUCAGAUACCAAGCUUCCACAAAUGUGAGAUCUGUUUGCUGUCUUUUCCAAAAGAGUCUCAGUUUCAGCGUCACAUGAGGGAACAUGAGCAAAAUGACAAGCCACACCGUUGUGACCAGUGCCCCCAAACAUUUAAUGUUGAAUUCAACUUGACACUUCAUAAGUGUACACACAAUGCAGAGGAUCCUGUCUGUCCUGUGUGCAACAAGAGGUUCUCCAGAGUGGCCAGUCUCAAAGCACAUAUUAUGCUCCAUGAGAAGGAAGAGAACCUCAUCUGCUCUGAGUGUGGGGAUGAGUUCACGCUGCACAGCCAGCUGGCCAUACACAUGGAGGAGCACCGACAGGAGCUGGCCAACAACCGAGUCCACACCUGCAAGGCCUGUAAGAUGGAGUUCGAGACGACGCCCGAGCUGAAGGAACACAUGAAGGCUCACUGUAAAGCUAGGGCAUCAGGUACAAGAACUUACAAUCGGAACAUUGACAGAAGCGGCUUCACGUACUCGUGUCCACACUGUGGAAAGACAUUUCAAAAGCCCAGUCAGUUAACGCGACAUAUAAGAAUACACACAGGUGAAAGGCCAUUCAAAUGCAGUGAGUGUGGAAAAGCUUUUAACCAGAAAGGGGCACUGCAGACCCACAUGAUCAAGCACACAGGAGAAAAGCCACAUGCCUGUGCCUUUUGUCCUGCUGCCUUUUCUCAGAAGGGGAACCUGCAGUCCCAUGUGCAAAGGGUCCACUCAGAGGUAAAAAACGGGCCCACUUAUAACUGUACAGAAUGUAGCUGCAUCUUUAAAAGUUUAGGUAGCUUAAAUACUCACAUCAGCAAGAUGCAUAUGGGUGGACCCUCCAACUCCACAGGUUCUACAGAGACUGCACAUGUUAUAACGGCCACGAUCUUUCAGACUUUGCCUCUGCAGCAGGUGGAAGCCCAGGUCUCAUCAGUCUCUAGUCAGCAGAAUUCUCAGGCAGUGACUGAUGUCAUUCAGCAGCUUCUGGAACUGUCUGAGCCGGGGCCAGUGGAGGCACAGCAGUCCCCACAGUCUGGGCGACAACUGAGUGUGACAGUGGGCAUCAACCAGGACAUCCUCCAGCAAGCCUUAGAAAACAGUGGGCUGUCUUCACUUCCAGUUGCAGCACCUCCCAGCGACUGCAGCCAUGCUCAGACGUCCACAGUGUCUCCUCAGAGUCCACAUGCCUCUAGUGUCUCUGCUGAGCAAGCCGAUUCCAUAGAUGCAGAGCAGGAAAAGGGACAGGAAAGUCCUGAGAAGACAGAGAGGAAAGAGAAGAAGAUUAUGAAGAAGAAAUCACCGUUUCUACCUGGCUCCAUUCGUGAGGAGAACGGGGUACGGUGGCAUGUGUGUCCCUACUGCACAAAGGAGUUCCGGAAGCCCAGUGACCUUGUGCGCCACAUCCGCAUCCACACCCACGAGAAGCCCUUCAAGUGUCCACAGUGUUUCCGGGCCUUUGCCGUGAAGAGCACGCUGACUGCUCACAUCAAAACUCACACUGGCAUCAAGGCCUUCAAGUGCCAGUACUGCAUGAAGAGCUUUUCCACCUCAGGGAGCCUCAAGGUGCACAUCCGCCUCCACACAGGAGUUAGACCUUUUGCUUGUCCUCACUGUGAUAAAAAAUUUCGAACCUCAGGCCAUAGGAAGACUCAUAUAGCUUCUCACUUUAAACACACGGAACUGCGGAAGAUGAGGCACCAGCGCAAGCCUGCAAAGGUUCGGGUGGGCAAGACCAAUGUUCCUGUCCCCGAUAUUCCUUUGCAAGAACCAAUUCUCAUAACGGACUUGGGUCUUAUCCAGCCCAUCCCAAAAAACCAAUUUUUCCAAAAUUAUUUUAAUAAUAAUUUUGGCAAUGAAGCAGAUAGACCCUACAAAUGUUUUUACUGUCAUCGAGCAUACAAAAAGUCUUGCCAUCUUAAACAGCACAUCAGAUCACAUACGGGUGAAAAACCUUUCAAAUGUUCGCAGUGUGGCAGAGGCUUCGUCUCUGCAGGAGUGCUCAAAGCACAUGUUCGGACACACACUGGACUGAAGUCUUUCAAGUGUCUGAUCUGCAAUGGAGCCUUUACCACAGGUGGCAGCUUACGGCGACAUAUGGGCAUACACAACGACCUCCGCCCCUACAUGUGUCCCUAUUGCCAGAAAACAUUUAAGACUUCACUAAACUGCAAAAAACACAUGAAAACCCAUAGAUACGAACUAGCCCAGCAGCUCCAGCAGCAUCAGGAAGAGUCCUCCAUAGACGACAGCGCAGUGGACCAGCAGAGCAUGCAAGUGUCAGCUCCCAUGCCAGUGGAGAUUGAAAGUGCGGAACUGCAGCAGACCCCAGAGACCGUGGCAGCAGAUCCUGAAGCUAUACUGGAACUGGGGCCCCAGCAUGUGGUAGGCACAGAAGAUGCGGAACUUGGACAGCAAUUGGCAGAUGAGCCUUUGGAAGCUGAUGAAGUGUGCACUUCUUUCUCUUUGCCCUUAGAUGGGUUUACAGCUCCCCCGGAUGCUCUCCCAGGACACAUGGACCAGUUUGAAGAUCAAACUACUCCACAGCAGUCUUUUGAAUCUGCAGGACUCUCACAAGGUUUCACAGUCACUGACACAUACAGUCAGCAGACUCCAUUCCCAGCUGUGCAGCAGCUGCAGGAUUCUAGCACACUUGAGUCCCAGGCCUUGUCAACGAGUUUCCACCAGCAAAACUUACUGCAGGUCCCAAGCUCCGAUGCCAUCGAUGUGGCAACUCGUUUGCUUCCAGAGUCAUCUCAAGAGGAUCUAGACCUACAGCCACCGCGUCCACAGUUCCUGGAGGACCGCGAGGAGCAGAGCAGACGCUCUUACAGAUGUGACUAUUGCAACAAAGGCUUCAAGAAAUCCAGCCACUUGAAGCAGCAUGUGCGCUCACACACGGGGGAGAAACCGUACAAGUGCAAGCUCUGUGGGCGUGGUUUUGUUUCCUCUGGCGUCCUCAAGUCUCAUGAGAAGACACAUACAGGGGUCAAGGCCUUCAGCUGCAGCAUCUGCAGUGCCUCCUUCACCACCAAUGGCAGCCUCACGCGGCACAUGGCCACACACAUGAGCUUGAAGCCUUACAAGUGUCCGUUCUGCGAAGAGGGCUUUCGCACAGCGAUUCACUGUAAAAAGCACAUGAAGAGACACCAGGCAGUCUCAUCUGCAACCUCAGCAGCUGCAGACACAGAGGGAGGAGACACGUGUGUGGAGGAUGAGGAAGAAAAUUGUGACAGAAGUGCAUCAAAAAAGCCUCGUCCUGAGGUCAUCACUUUCACAGACGAGGAAACAGCCCAGCUGGCCAAAAUUCAGCCCCAGGAGAGUGCUACAGUGUCUGAGAAGGUCCUGGUGCAGUCAGCUGCAGAGAAGGACCGCAUCAGUGAGAUGAAGGAUAAGCAAGCAGAGCUUGAGGCUGAACCCAAGCAUGCCAACUGCUGCACAUACUGUCCUAAGAGCUUCAAGAAACCCAGCGACCUGGUGAGGCACGUUAGAAUCCAUACUGGAGAGAAGCCAUAUAAGUGUGAUGAAUGUGGGAAGAGCUUUACUGUGAAGUCCACACUAGAUUGCCACGUGAAGACUCACACGGGCCAGAAGCUGUUCAGUUGUCAUGUCUGCAGCAACGCCUUCUCCACAAAAGGAAGUCUGAAGGUGCACAUGCGCCUGCACACAGGGGCAAAGCCUUUCAAGUGCCCUCACUGUGAGCUGCGCUUCCGUACUUCUGGGAGGAGGAAGACUCAUAUGCAGUUUCAUUACAAAUCAGAUCCUAAGAAAGCCAGGAAGCCUGUGACCCGAAGCUCAUCAGAGAGUCUGCAGCCUGUGAGCCUCCUCAACUCCCCUUCCACUGACCCCAAUGUGUUCAUCAUGAACAACUCUGUUCUAACAGGGCAGUUUGACCAGAAUAUGCUUCAGCAAGGGCUGGUGGGUCAAGCUAUCCUUCCUGCCUCUGUUUCAGCUGGUGGGGACUUGACAGUGUCUCUGACUGAUGGGAGUUUGGCCACUCUGGAAGGUAUCCAAUUACAGCUGGCUGCUAAUUUGGUUGGACCAAAUGUUCAGAUUUCUGGAAUUGAUACCUCCAGCAUCAACAAUAUCACUCUACAGAUUGACCCGAGCAUUCUGCAGCAAACACUACAGCAGGGCAACCUGCUUGCUCAGCCAAUCACAGCAGAGCCUGGCACCGGCUCACAGAACAACUCUCUUCAGGCAUCAGACAGCACUGUCCCAGCCAGUGUUGUCAUCCAGCCCAUCUCAGGCCUGUCCUUACAGCCCACAGUGACGUCUGCCAAUCUGACCAUUGGCCCGCUCUCUGAGCAGGACUCCGUGCUGACUACCAGCAGCAGCGGGACACAGGACCUCACUCAAGUGAUGACUUCACAAGGCCUUGUAUCCACUUCGACGGGCCCCCACGAGAUCACCCUGACCAUCAACAACUCAAGUCUCAGCCAGGUCCUUGCCCAGGCUGCUGGCCCCACUGCCACAUCAUCCUCGGGCUCUCCGCAGGAGAUCACGCUGACAAUCUCUGAACUUAAUCCUACGAGUGGGAGCCUUCCUUCAACAACACCGAUGUCACCAUCAGCCAUUUCAACCCAGAACCUGGUUAUGUCUUCAUCAGGUGUGGGUGGUGAUGCCAGUGUCACGCUGACCCUGGCUGAUACUCAGGGCAUGUUGUCUGGAGGUCUGGACACAGUUACACUGAAUAUCACCUCUCAGGGCCAGCAAUUCCCAGCAUUGCUCACGGAUCCCUCUCUCUCAGGCCAAAGUGGAGCAGGCUCACCACAAGUCAUAUUAGUGAGCCACACUCCACAGUCCUCGGCUGCUGGUGAAGAAAUAGCUUACCAGGUGACUGAUGUCUCUGCCCAGCUGACCCCUACCAGCCAGCCUGAAAAGGAGGGCCCUUUACACCAGUGCCUGGACUGUGAGCGUGCCUUCUCAUCAGCCGCGGUGCUCAUGCACCACAGCAAGGAGGUGCAUGGGAAGGAGCGGAUCCAUGGCUGCCGGGUCUGCAGAAAGGCCUUCAAGCGUGCCACACACCUAAAGGAGCACAUGCUGACACACCAGGCUGGUCCUUCGCUCAGCUCUCAGAAGCCCAGAGUAUUCAAGUGUGACACCUGCGAGAAGGCGUUUGCCAAACCAAGCCAGCUGGAGCGGCACAGCCGCAUUCACACAGGGGAGCGGCCGUUCCACUGCACUCUCUGUGAGAAGGCCUUCAACCAGAAGAGCGCGCUGCAGGUGCACAUGAAGAAGCACACUGGCGAGCGGCCCUACCGGUGUGACUACUGUGUAAUGGGCUUCACACAGAAGAGCAAUAUGAAACUGCACAUGAAGCGAGCGCACAGCUUUGUGGGAACCUUGCAGGCAACCGCUGUGGUCCAGGAACAGGACGGGGAAGAGCUAAGGACCCUUCACUUAGAGGAAGUGGUGCAGGAGGCAGCGGGCGAGUGGCAGACCCUAACCAAUGUGUUCUGAUGCUAUGGAAGAAGGCUAAGAGCAUCCAUGAAGUUACAUUUUUGAAGAUUAGAUCACGCAGAGUUUCUGUUUUAAAACUUCAAGUGUUAAAAAUCUAUAAUUUUUUUUUUUUUUUAGUUAAAUUAUUUGAAGAAUCAUUGCCAUUCAAAGACUGACAGGAAAAAACUGGGAAAUAUACAACUGCACUGUUUCCAUUGUCUACAAAUCACAGAACCUGGGCACUGCCACGGUCUCUUUCGCCUUCUCAUGGCUGUGUAUGUCCUUAGCAGGUGACCUGGAUCUGAAUAUCAUUGCAGUGAGAUUUGUGCUAGCAAAAGACAGUAUGGAAAAUCGCACGUAUGAUAUUGCAUGAAAUUCAGAAGCGGUGCCAUUACACACGGACGUUUUUCCACUUUUUACUCUGCGUUUUGCUAAUUAGUAACAGUCAGUUGUUUUUAGCCAACUCUUCCAUUAGUGUAACUGAUGCCUUGAGAGACGGCUGGGCCCGUUCUCUCCGUCACAGACACUUGAUCCCUAGUUAGAAGAACACAGAUCUGGCAAUAGCAGGGCCACGGAGAAAACCUGACCCGCAGGCGAGGACCAGCUGUUCACAUGGAUGUCCACACGCUUGCUGCAUGAGUCUGUCCAGUCACAUGUAUUUGAUCACUGCAGAAGCACAAGCCAUACCCUGUGAGCAGGAAGUGACAGAGUUGUCUCUUAGGAGACAGGAAGCUGUUCCUCUCCACCUCAGUAUAUUUAUCUGUAUUUUAAGGCUAAGGACUUACAAAAAUCCUGCGACUUUCCUCCUCAUGCAUACCGGAGGUGUGUUUUCAUUUCAGGGAAUCCUCCAGUGUCGUCAGCAGUGCCACACGAGACACAUCCCAAACCAAACCCUCCUGCGCUGGCUGAGCAGUGCGCCUCAGCAUUCCAAAGACAGUAGGUCCCCCACCUCAUAUCAACUCCCUGGAAACUAUUUAUAUGUUCUAUAUGUGAAUACCUGUGUACAUAGACAGAUAUAUGGGCCUCCAUGUGGCUGAGAAGUCUAUUUUGUAAAUAGAAGCACUAGUCCACAUCGCAGAGCGCAUCGGAGGCCACUCCCUGGUGCACUUCAGACCGGUGUCGUGUUCAUUCUGUUAAUAAAUGGAUAUCUUCUUCAUUGUAACAUAAAGCUGGGCUCUAUUUUUUUUUCUGAAAAAAAAAAGUUGCCUUUAUUUUCUCUCAUUGCCUCAUUGGUUUCCGAAGAGAGCAGUUUUAUUAUAAAUAUUGUGUGGACUUGUUCACUAAAAGUCCUGGAGAGAGACAUUUCACUGUUAUUUUAAAAGGGCAUCUUUUGAUUUUGUUCAUUUUGUCAUCUGUAUAUAAGUAAUAUUGACAGUGACAUAAAAACUUUUGUUAUGUGAAAAUAUUUAAGUCAGAGAACUGUUAAAUAUUAUUACUUUUUUUUCCAAACUGAUUUGUGUAUUGUAUAUUUUUUUAAGAAGAAAAAAGCCUUACUUGACUUCUUGUGAUACUGGACUUAAAGCCCCAAGGCUCCCUGAAUGUCAGUGUGUACACCGGCUGAGGUCGUGUUUCCAGAGUAAUUGUAAUCACGAGAGUUCUAAAGUCUCUGCUACUAAUGCACUUUUUCUUUCAUUUUUUUAUUAAAGUAUUUUAGAAAUAUUAAUUUUAGUGAACAGAUAUCCCCCAAAUUGAAAUUAUUGGAUUUAAAAUUUUUGUUCUUGCUGGGUUAUUUAUUUUCCUUUCAGCAUUAAAUGUCAUCUCAGGACAUCUGUAAAGAGGUUGGCUACUUCCUGGUUGUGUAGUGAAUGCGAGCGCCGACUGUGGCCAUCAAUUGCUUGUAUAAGUAAGACUUUACCGGGUGAAUCUGAAGCCUGCUUUUGGUUAAAGAAAAGAAAAUCUACCAGGAGUCAAUUACUUUUUGUAUUUUCUCAGUUUACCAGCAAACAAACAUGGCUUGUGUGUGUUUUGAUUUCCUUCCUUACCGUCAACGCUGCUUCUUUGCCAACAUUCCUUGAAAAUACAAGGUUUUGAGAAGAUAACUCACUUGAAUAUUUUGGUUUACAGGUUGAUCUCUGUAUUUUAAUGUUUGGAAUAUUGUUAUAGGAAAGUUAUUCCUCAUGUAUAACCAGGGUUUGGAGGACAGAGAACUGUAUUUUUAGAACUCUCUAUAUAACAUAUCUGUUUUGAGAUAACUAAAUGCAAAAUGACAUUAGGAAAUGUGAUAUAUGUGUUUUGUUUUGUUUUUAAAUCAUGUUUCAGAAUCACUAGGUGGGUGGGGAAUAAAUUUCAGGUAUUUUUAGCAGAAAAGAAAACUGUAAUGAGAUUUCUUUUACCUGUGUGAAGUCCAGAGAAUGCAUUUCCUCUUGGUUCUCCCUGAAGCACGUCGACAGCUUGGAUAUGACCCUUAACAGAAAGUCCUGUGUCCGGCGCAGCCCUGCGGGUGCCACUUACUCCUUCAGUACAGGAGCCUGUUGGUCCCUGGAGGAGGCUCCAGGUUGGCAGAAGAACAGCCAAGCCUAUCCCUGAAGGCAUGAUGCUGCUAAUCACGAGUACAGCUGAGGAGGCCAAGGGAACAGGAUGACCCGGCAUGGACACAUCCUUCAGAAGGUUAUAGGUCAAAGUGGACAUGCAAUGUGAGCAGAAAUGCUUCUCACCCCCAGCAAGCCCUCCUGGGGUCCUUGUCAGUGCUCUGGGGCAGCAGGGAGGUGAGCAGCGUGCACCAGAAAGCGUGCAUUUGUUUGUAUACCCUCCACACCGUUUUUAAGUUCCUCCGAGUUCUCAUGAGCACAUCCGUGCCAUCCAGAUUUUAGAGGGUAGACUUGGUUCUUCCUGUGCGCUCUGUCUUUGGAGAGACACUAAGCCUCAUGUUCCAAUUUAAAUGGCCCCACACACAUGUAUGCAAGGAGCGCUGGAUAAUGAAGUGCGUAUCUGUAGGCCUGUUCUCGGGUUGUGUCCGGAUAUCUCAUGACUCCUUGUAUAAGGGCUUCCUCCACAGCCCAUUUCAAAAAUCUAUACUUUGCUCUUCCCCCAGCCCCGCACUUUGAGUGACCCCAGGGCCUGGUGCUGCUGUCUCAUGAACCUUGUCCAUGGUGACAUUGGUCCACAGUCCAUUUCCUUUCUGCCCGUGAAUUAUGUUCAAGUGAUGUGGACAACAUGGAUGUAAUUAAAGGAAAGUCUCAAGUGAGCUAUGGUUGCGAAUUCUUGGGAAACAGAGACAAGAAGAUUAGAACCUCAGUCAGUCUCUGUUACAUAGCAAGUUCUAGGUCAGCCUGGGCUACCGGAGACCCUGUCUCACAAAACAAAACCAAAAGCUAAGAAAAGUAAAAUUUCAAAAAAUAGCUACCCACAAUCGCCCAGUUCAGUGUCCGUUCUGUUUGUUUUGUGUUUUACUUUAUCCUAGUGAAACAACUUGAAAUCUGGUUGCUUGCUGUCUAAAAGAGGACUCUUUGCCCUCUUUGCUAUCUAAAAAUUCGAGCUAUAAAAUCCACGGGGAGCUGGAUGCCUGCAGCACACACCCUGGCAGUGUGAUGGUUGCCUCUGGCUGCCCGCAUCCCAGGCCCCCUCACGGUUAGGUGAACACGUGUUCCAUUUCACACCCUCCUGCCCAGGCGCUGUGCUCAUGUUCUGUAUGAACUUCGUGGUAUAGGUUUGUUAGUGUGUCAGGGGCUACAGACAGCAAUCAAAGACAUCGUGCUAUUUAAUCUUUUCUAUGUGUGAUGCUUACGGCAUGAAGACUUUUGUAUUGAGAAUCAAGAUUUGUAUAUUUGACAAGCGCUAAAAUGCCAUAGUGAUUGUUCUUCAGCCACCACUGAGAAAAUUGAAAGUUAAUUUUUUAAUUUACAGAAAAGUUCUCUUUUUAUCUUCAGAUUUGUCUCAUGGUCUAUUUAUACAUUGGAUGAUAUUUAUUUAAUCCAGUUUUGUAUUAGAAAUGGAUAGCUAUGCCAAAAGCCACUGCGCUGGCUUUUAAAAACAAUAAAACAAUAGUUUUUGUAUUA